Molecule: messenger RNA, 312 nt
Organism: Gallus gallus (chicken)
Lineage: Eukaryota; Metazoa; Chordata; Aves; Galliformes; Phasianidae
Gene: KCNE5
Product: potassium voltage-gated channel subfamily E regulatory subunit 5
Exons: 1
Coding region: 1-312 (103 amino acids)
Biological process (GO): potassium ion export across plasma membrane; regulation of ventricular cardiac muscle cell membrane repolarization; ventricular cardiac muscle cell action potential
Cellular component (GO): membrane
Molecular function (GO): voltage-gated potassium channel activity involved in ventricular cardiac muscle cell action potential repolarization; transmembrane transporter binding; potassium channel regulator activity
Source: RefSeq, a predicted model, not a curated record
AUGAACUGCAGCGAUGCGCGGCGGCUGCAGGCGCUGCUGGGCGCAGUGCUGCGGGAGCUGCGCCGCGGUGCCAACGCCAGCGCGGCCGCCGCCGAGCCCGGGGUUGGGGGCGACGCCUCGCUGUACAUCCUGCUCAUCAUGAUCUUCUACGGCUGCCUGGCCGGGGGGCUCAUCCUGGCCUACACCCGCUCGCGGAAGCUGGAGUCCAAGCACGACCCCUACCACCUCUACAUCGAGCGCGACUGGGGCCGCGGCGGCCCGGGCCAGACGGCCGAGGAGGGCGGCCCGGCCGAGGAGCAGCGGCCGCUGUGA